Thyridium curvatum is the source of this 1731-nucleotide messenger RNA. RefSeq lists its product as uncharacterized. The transcript has 3 exons. NCBI's taxonomy places the organism in Eukaryota, Fungi, Ascomycota, Sordariomycetes, Thyridiales, Thyridiaceae. The record is from RefSeq and is a predicted model, not a curated record. The coding region runs from base 1 to 1731 and encodes 576 amino acids.
AUGGUGCAUGAGCGACCUAGGGUUCCUUGGACCGGAGAUGCUCACUGCCAAUCCGCAGCCAAUCAUGCAUAUCCUGCUCCUCCUGCGACCAACGUGCCUCCUGCGACCAACUUCCCUCCAGCGACCGCCUUGCCUCCAGCGACCGCCUUGCCCCCAACGACCGCCUUGCCCCCAACGACCGCCUUGCCCCCAACGACCGCCUUCCCUCCUACGCCCAUCUACUUCCCUGCCGCCGCCCAUCGUCACUCCUUCGUCCAGCCUCGCUCCUGCGCCCGUCUUCUUUGUUGUGCCCAUCUCCCUCUUGCGCCCGUCUUCUCUCCCACGCCCAUCUUCUCUCUUGCGCCCAUAUUCCCUCCCAAGAUCGUCCAGAUGCCUAGGUUAGGUUCGAAGAAGACAACAAGCCCUGUCGGUGGCCGCAGCGGUGGCCGCAGCGGGCGGUUCCAGACACUCCUGCCAUACUUGCUAGAACGCCACUACAGCACGACGGCAAACGAGUUCCAGGCAAUCCCUAUCGCAGCGAUCAUUGCUUUCGUUGCCUGCGAAAAACACACCAUCACAUACAUCCGCAAUAUCUCGAAAGUGCCGUCGUCUCUGAAAGCGGUCCUCGAGCCGUACAAAGCAGUCGGGCUCCAGCACGACUGCCAUAACUUCACGUCGAAAGUGAGGACCUUUUGCCCAACCUUUGAGCAUUUGGUUGUCUUGGAGUUGGCUUGCACCGUGUAUCUGAAUAAAAAGGAUGGGGCCCAGGACGAAAUCGAAGACACGGCUGUUCUCCCGAUUGACGACCUUUUACGGGACCUCAAGGGCUUUGAGAAGCAGGGUCACUUCACUCUACCCAGAGCCCAUACCUCAGAGAUAUCGGGCAGCUUUUCUUCCGCAACAGAGGCAGUUCCACAUUCAGGGGGCAAACAUGGACACGAGGGUGACAUGCCCCAUCCGAAACGCCGCGCCCUAGCCAGGCCAGAACGGACGAAUGAGCCAGGCGGCAGACACCCAAGACGACGCUCUUCCGCUGUGUCUGAUCGUUCGACAGCCUCCAGGAUUGCUUUGCCUACACCUCCGUCGCACCAUGAAGAAGGAUCGUGUGACUAUCCAGUCAUUGACAUGGGCCCGGUCCCCGCUCCAGGGUUGGAUCCAGCCCACCAGCACGGUGGCAGUUUGUCUAUUAGCGAUAGCAUCGGUCCCAUCAUGGAUCCGAUCACUCAGGACACUCCGGGGUAUAACACUUGUCCCGGUCCACCACACCAUGAAGGGUCAUGGAUGGAGCAAUUCCCUGCUCCAGGCUUGGAUUCGGCGCACCAGCAUGAUAUCAGUGCCGCCUCAGAUCCGAUCGCUCAGACCCAGGUGUUGAGCCUCUCAAAAGAAAGCGUAGAGCACCUCCUGCGUUUACCAGAGAUGGCAGAGGGGACAUUUCACUUCGGCAAGCCGGAUGGCCUACCGCCAUAUGCCUCACUACGGGUGCCUCAUGUGCUGUACGACAAGAUUGUUGGCUAUCCAGUCCUCAUGCCCGAAUCUGAUCCGAGCCUGGAGCCUCCGCAUGCAGAGAUAUACAUGCUCAAGAAUUCAGAUUUUCGCAAGUUUGCUGCGCAGGAUGGAUACGGAGAUAUUUUCUUCCAUUGUGGCUACAUCUUUAUGACGGUGUUUGACGACGCCUUGCAGCAGACACUUAUUGAAGAAGGUGUGAAGACGAAGGAGAGAUUAGGCCUGCAGACUCGCGUCAUCCUCAACUAA